Fonsecaea erecta is the source of this 510-nucleotide messenger RNA. RefSeq lists its product as hypothetical. The coding region runs from base 1 to 510 and encodes 169 amino acids. The record is from RefSeq and is a predicted model, not a curated record. NCBI's taxonomy places the organism in Eukaryota, Fungi, Ascomycota, Eurotiomycetes, Chaetothyriales, Herpotrichiellaceae. The transcript has a single exon.
AUGCCCCCGCCCGACGCGCUUGACGAAUCCUACCCAGCGAAGAUGUCCGCCGUCCGCGGGGACUCGGACGAGAGCGUGAGGAAACAGCCGAUUGCCGGCGCAGAAAAGCACGGACAGGCAGUAGGGGCGCAGCACGGCCCAGCUGCUGCAGAAGAACAUGGAGGCAGCGACGUUGCGAUCAAUGAAAAAGAGCGUACUCUCCCGGCAGGGGACACGCCACACGAAGAGGCAACGGCCACUAUCACUUUGGUACGGACGAGACGGGCGUUGUGGUGGUUGAAGCUGCUGAUUGCGGUGGUCUGGUGCGUCUAUGGAUCCUGGCUCAUCGGUCUUGCAUUCCGGCUCCUGGGUGGCAGCGGGGUGGAAGAUCGCGCGAGGAGUCGACAAGUCCAGUUCGCCAAGUGUGUCGUCGAGAUAUUGUGCUGGGUGGCGCUUGUGCAGGACAGGAUGUUGCUGAAGUGGCGUCGUCAUGUAUUCCAGGCGGAACCGGGUCAAGAAGACUGGGACUGA